Messenger RNA from Neurospora crassa OR74A, 1382 nucleotides. RefSeq lists its product as hypothetical. Gene Ontology annotation, cellular component: transcription regulator complex; nucleus. The coding region runs from base 288 to 806 and encodes 172 amino acids. Gene Ontology annotation, biological process: positive regulation of transcription initiation by RNA polymerase II. NCBI's taxonomy places the organism in Eukaryota, Fungi, Ascomycota, Sordariomycetes, Sordariales, Sordariaceae. Gene Ontology annotation, molecular function: DNA binding; transcription coactivator activity. The transcript is spliced from 3 exons. The record is from RefSeq and is a predicted model, not a curated record.
CAACAGUCCAGUCACUGAUCCCUCUACGACCUGAAGCUUCUCUUUCAUUCACGUGCAGUCGCGUCGAGAUCAAGAGAAGGGAGACCCCAUCGACGUCACUCACUGUGUUUGCUGGCGCGUUGACUCUUCGUCUUGUGUUUUCCCAAGUCGCUGGUCGCUCAUUUUACCCUUCACAAAUAUCUCACUCAAAUAGUGUGAACCCAUUGCUCCGCUCUUUUCCAUCUCACUCAUUCAAGGAACUCAUCAACAACGAGCUUAGCUUACAGCGUCUCGACCAUCAACACAAGAUGCCUCCCAAGAGAAGACAAGCCGAGGACACCAGCGAUGCUGAGCCUCAGUACACCAAGAAGUCCAAGGGCAACACGGGAAAGGCUCAGCCCCAGGAGCUUACCAAGGGAUCCGACCAGGAUGGCAACACCUUCUGGGAGCUUGGAAACAACCGCCGAAUUAGUUCUUCGGUGUUCAGGAAUACUACCCUGGUCAAUAUUCGGGAAUACUACGAUGCUGGUGGCAAGCUGAUGCCAGGCAAGAAGGGCAUCUCCCUCUCACUUGCCCAGUAUCAGAAUCUCCUCAAAGUAAUUCCCCAGCUGAACGCCGACCUUCGUGCCCAAGGUCACGCCAUUGAGGACCCAGGUUUUGCCCAGGUGGCCGAGCAGACCGACGCCCCCAUCGAGACGCCCAAGGUCAAGGCGCUGGAGUCCAACAAGGAAAGCAUCAAGAAGGAGAAGAAGAAGCCCCGCAAGUCCAACAUUGACGUUACCAGCGACGAAGAGGAAGCUGCUGAGGACGAGGACGACGACGAGUAGAGCAGAUCGGUCCGCCAAGCCAAACAUCUUUGGGCGUCGCAAAAAUGGUAAUGCUGGGGCAACAGGAACAUCCGUCACCGGCCAAUCGAACCUCUCUCUUGUGCGGGCGCAAUGCAGAUACCCCCCCUUCUCUACGGUUUUCCAGGUGGCCAGGCAUCUUGGGUGAUAUUUUGUCUCGUCAAUGGCGUAUGAUCUUUGCUUUGUUUCGGGGUAGCGUUUCACUGGCAAUUUAGCUUGUUUGGAGAAAUCGGGCGGGGCGUUUGGUUCUGGAUUGUUGUGGACUGGGACCAUGGGGCAAGCUGCCAAUAUGGUCGGUCUGAGUAUGACUUCUACGACGUGUUAGGCUUAUGAGGGAAGUACUUGGGGAAACGGCGUUGUCGGCUUAUAUCAAAGGUUUCAUCGGUUCUUGAGAAUGUCUCACGACACACACACCAGACGUAUCCCCAGGAGGGCUCUGUCAGGUAACAAAAGCCAUUAAGAAAAGAAAAGUUCAUAUUCCAUGAAACAAAUCAACGCGCUUCUUGUAUCAUAUUGCCAUUACCUUGCUCAUACCUCUUAAUUUCCACAGCUCACGAC